AGAGAGUGAGAGAGAGAGGUCCAACGCAGAUAUUUAAAGUUCGCGGUAGAGAUAAGGGAGCGCUGUGCGGGUGAAGGGGGCUCGGCAGAUUGUUGCGGAGAGUAACGCGGCGAGGAACAGGCAGCUCGCCGCCAAGGGGCAGAGACACGAGAGAGAGAAGGGGGUUCAGCAGAGAGAAGGGAGGAAGGAGGAGAGUUGAGGACGAGAGAUCGUUGCGAUGGGUCGACUCAGCACGGGGCUCCUGCCGCUGCUCACGCUGGCGAUGGCUGCCACCUCGCUCACCCACGGCAAACUGGUGUCACAGGUGGUGCCCACCGUGGUGAACCCCAACCUGCUGGGAGCCGUGACGCAGACGACGGUCGCCCUCCAGGCGCCCUUCUGCAGCGCCCUGGAUACGGAGGUGGCGGCUCUCGGCUCGGUCGCCGCCAACCUGCGGCUCUUCGUGGUGGCCACGGCGCAACGCAACGUGAGCAACGAGAUGAUCACGAGCUCGUCGAUCGGGCUCGACAAGGGAUACGCGGGCUCGGGCGCGGGGAGCAGCAGCUGGUACGUGGCUCUGGGGGGCCGCCCCCUACUAAGCUGCACCGGCUCCCCGCCGUCGCUGUCGAUGUCCACCAGCUACUACCGCGUGGGUGCCGACUCCAUGUGCAGCGUGGAGGUCACGUGCAACGGGCCACUCAAAGCCGGCACCUACUACUGGUUCAAGUACCUCGUGGGAACGGUGGCUACCAACGGGGCCAUCAGCGGCGCUUACCUCGAGUCCUCCUGGUCGAAACCCAUCCGGCUGAACAAAGCCGGUGACCUCAACGCGAUCGGCGUGACCCCUGGGCCGCGGUCGGGCGGCAUGGUGGUGGUGACGGUCAUCCUGGUCGUGCUCCUCUCCAUCGCCUUGAUCGGGGCCGGCCUGGUCUUGGUCAUCAGCAGGUUCCUGGAGCAAGGUGCGUCCGACGUGAAAAAGACCCCGAUUAAGAACAAAAAGGCCCCGAUGAAGAACAACGGAGGUCGUCAGGCCGACGACGUCGACGGCCGCCGCAACGCCGGCUUCGCUGCCGAGCCGGGCCCCGGGCUCACGGUGAGGGAGCCGGCACGGCCGCUGCAGGUGCCACCGCCGCCGCCGCCGCCGAAUCGGUCGUCUCGUAUGGAGGCUGAUGACGGUGAUGGCGGUGACUGGGAUGAAUUGGAGGUGGCGACCCCCGCCGACAGCGGACUGGACACGUUCUCCGCCAGAGACUCCUUCCGCAUGCAGGUGCUGCAGGAGGAGCACCAGGUGCAGCACGAGGGCAGCAGGAGAGUGGGGCCGAGCGGUGUCGACGGAGAUGACCUCUACUCGACAGCCAUCACCCUGCCCAAGGCCACGGCCUAAAUCGAGGGUCGAAGCAAGAAGGCCUCGCAAACUCGAGUUGCGCUGCAGUUGAACUUGCAUUGGCGAUCGUGCUCGCACGCUGCAAGGCACGAGAGGGCAUUAUAGCCCGCAGGGUAUCUCAGUAUCGGAUAGUAAUGCAAAUGCAGUAUAAUACCAGAACUUUAUAUAUAUUUUUUCAACGGUUAUGUAGGUAAACGGUAACUUUGACGUGUGACAAAUAUGAAUACAUCCUAUACUAGCGUAUGAUGUUUAACCACUGCCAGAAGAGUACAUCGAUGAUUGCAAACACGUGACACGCUUUCUGUAAAGCAGCGUUGGAUCACUACUUGCUAAGAUGGCUCGAGCAAGUUCACUUUCAACCAAUAGCUCUGUCGGUCAACUCCAGCCUCCAGCAUUGUGUCGUACACAAUCCCAACGCAUUGCGGUCACGGAAUUGGCAGCGUAUAUCGGUACUGCUAUUGUACAAUAAUAAUACUAUACAUAGCAUCAUUGGGCAUGCCCGUAUUUACCGGUAUUGCAAGUCUCGGUGUCUGGAGUACUGGACAUACUUGCAGUUGUUUCCUAGCAUUUAAAUGGAAACGCUGCGAGGUGUAGAGGCCACGGUCACAAGCACACUCAGGAUGUCAAGGCAUCAACACAGGAGAGUGACGAGCAAUGCAUUAGGAGACUGGCAGGCAUCGUUGUUUGAUUAUGAAUCGGCAAAAUUCUAAAGCAACCUCCAGGAAUUGAUGUAUAUACACGUACGUUGAACUUCUUUCGCACCGUACGUAGCCAGCCAUGCUAAUCGGAGGUGCGGCGGAAGGACAACAAACUAUGGGUCUCUGUGUGAUGAGUCUAUGGGUCUCUGCGCGAUGAGUCUUUGGGUCUCUGUGCGAUGAGUCUAUGGGUCUCUGUGCGAUGAUUCUAUGGGUCUCUGCGCGAUGAGUCUAUGGGUCUCUGCGCGAUGAGUCUAUGGGUCUCUGUGUGAUGAGUCUAUGGGUCUCUGUGCGAUGAGUCUAUGGGUCUCUGUGCGAUGAGUAUAUGGGUCUCUGUGCGAUGAGUCUAUGGGUCUCUGUGCGAUGAGUAUAUGGGUCUCUGUGCGAUGAGUCUAUGGGUCUCUGUGCGAUGAGUCUAUGGGUCUCUGUGCGAUGAGUCUAUGGGUCUCUGUGCGAUGAGUCUAUGGGUCUCUGUGCGAUGAGUCUAUGGGUCUCUGUGCGAUGAGUCUAUGGGUCUCUGUGCGAUGAGUAUAUGGGUCUCUGUGCGAUGAGUCUAUGGGUCUCUGUGCGAUGAGUAUAUGGGUCUCUGUGCGAUGAGUCUAUGGGUCUCUGUGCGAUGAGUCUAUGGGUCUCUGUGCGAUGAGUCUAUGGGUCUCUGUGCGAUGAGUCUAUGGGUCUCUGUGCGAUGAGUAUAUGGGUCUCUGUGCGAUGAGUCUAUGGGUCUCUGUGCGAUGAGUAUAUGGGUCUCUGUGCGAUGAGUCUAUGGGUCUCUGUGCGAUGAGUCUAUGGGUCUCUGUGCGAUGAGUCUAUGGGUCUCUGUGCGAUGAGUCUAUGGGUCUCUGUGCGAUGAGUCUAUGGGUCUCUGUGCGAUGAGUAUAUGGGUCUCUGUGCGAUGAGUCUAUGGGUCUCUGUGCGAUGAGUCUAUGGGUCUCUGUGCGAUGAGUCUAUGGACCUACGUUGAACUUCUUUUGCACCGUAUGUAGCCAGCCGUGCUGCCAAACAGUCUGAAGACACUGUACAUUCGAGUCGAAUUCAUUUGUGUCGGAAAACAAAACACCGUUUCCUCCCCCCCCCCCCUGCACUCUGCUGCUUUGAUUGUGGAAAACUCUCGUUUAUGCAUCCUGAAAGCUUUUAUACAAAUAAUAAUAAUAUUAAUAAUCCAUGCGUUUGCAUACAAGGCUCCAGCUAGACAAUGUGCCCCAUAUAUAACGUGUAUAUAUAUGCAGUAUUUGUCAAUAUAAAUGACUAGGCGGGAAUGAUAAUUUUAAAAUGGGGAAAAAAACUAAACAAAAAUGAUCUUUUGGGGAAAAUUGAAUCGACGGUGUAAGCAGCAGAUUGUGACCGGAUUGCAAUUUGAUGGUCCUAUCGGCUGAUUUGAUGGCUGAGAUUUGCGUAAAUGUUAACUGUGAAAAAUAAUGAUAUAUUAUACUGUGAAAAAUUCUGUGGUAAGUAAAAAAAGAACGUCAAAAUGUACUUGUGUAUACAUGAAGGCAUGUGGGUUAUCAUCGUUAAACAUACAACGCCGCCUCUGCUGUAAUAAAGCCCAAGACGUGGAUAACGCCCCA
Molecule: messenger RNA, 3623 nt
Organism: Lethenteron reissneri (Far Eastern brook lamprey)
Lineage: Eukaryota; Metazoa; Chordata; Hyperoartia; Petromyzontiformes; Petromyzontidae
Product: uroplakin-3a-like
Biological process (GO): water transport; urea transport
Cellular component (GO): plasma membrane
Source: RefSeq, a predicted model, not a curated record